AAGGUAAAAGAAAAGAAAAUGAAAACUGAAAAAACUCAAAAGGACAGAAAUAAAAAACCGGAAAAAAGAAGUGGAGAAUCCACUGCACAUAGAGCAAAAGCGAAGCGUAAAUCAUCAAGAUCUGGUCUAGGGUUCCUCAAUUUCGAAGUGUAAUUGACGCAUUAACUUUGAAAAUUCCGAUAAUUUUCGGCUGGCAUCUCCAAUUUGAACGGAUUUUCUUUUUUUGCGGUUGGUGGGUGAAGGAUUUGGGAAUUCGAGGGUUUUGAUUUCUUUGGAAAAGAUUUGGGAGUUUGUUUUGGAGAAUUGUGAGGAUUUUGGAGGAAAGCAAAUGCCGGAGGAGGAUUCGGUGGAGCUGAAGUUCAGAUUGUACGAUGGAUCAGAUAUCGGUCCGUUCCGAUAUUCGCCGGCGUCGACUGUUGCUAUGCUGAAGGAAAGAGUUGUCACAGAGUGGCCUAAAGAUAAGAAAAUUUCCCCAAAAGCAGCAAAUGAUGUGAAAUUAAUAAGUGCUGGGAAAAUUUUGGAGAAUAACAAGACUGUUGCACAGUGCAAGAUGCCAUUUGGAGAGCUGCCUAAAGGAGUUAUCACCAUGCAUGCUGUUGUACAGCCAUCAGUAGCAAAAGCUAAGACAGGUAACCUUUUUUACUUAUUUUAUUCAGCUGCAAACCUGAUUGAUAGUCAUAAGUUCAGUUGCUCUAAUUCUCUUUUCAUACUAGCUGCCUACUUUAUUUCGCCUACAAUGUUUUAACUCCUACAUUUAAGUUUUUCGUCAGAUAGAACUAACAUAUCUAUGCCUGAAUGUGAAUCUAUGGUUUCUGUAACUUGCUGGCUUAGUUUUCUAGGGGUUUAGUUACUUUAGUACUUUGGUUAUCACACGAGUUGGAAUGAGGAUCACAACAGAAAUGUAGCUAUGGCUUAUACCUCCUAAAAAUGGGAGUCAAGGACAGGGGAUGGUUAUCUCUGUAAUUCUUGAGGACUCAAGGAAUGAUGGUUGGGUCUAGGAAAUAUUUGGGCAAUGAGAAGAGAAGCAUACAGCUGAAUGCAGAUUUUGAAAAUCCUGGCUAGUUUGAAGGCUCAAUAAUAUGAUUGUAUCCAGAUCUCAGUGUAGGAUAUUAGUUCACAGUGAUAGUUAGAGAAGUAUAUGUCUGGUUAUAGAGUUCAUGCAUUAUUGUAGCCUUAUUUCUGGGUUUUCAUGGUGUUGUAGAAGCACAAUUUUUCUAGAGCUUUAAAUUUCUCUACCAAUACAUCCUCCCCGGCACCCCUCCCCAUUCUGUUGUUUUAGAAAAAUGGGAUACAAUUGCAACGUUCUUUCCCAAGUCUCUAUCACACAAGUGCUUAGAGGAAUCAGUUAUUGGUGAUUCUCAUCGCUUCAGGAAUCGCAAUGCUCAGUCCAUUCUCAUACCUGUUUCAUAUUCUUAUAUUUCCAACCACACCAAAAAAAAUGUGGGACGGAUGGUUCAAAUAUCCAAUCUAUAACAUGUUUAUGAUAUGUACAUAUGUAUAAUCCUUACUUCUAUGUAUACAUAUGCCUCUAUUUAUGCAUAAAAUGUGCUACCAAACAUAGGAUCUACCGCUUUGAUUUUUAGAUUAUCUAAUUUCUUUCUAAGCUAAUCGUUUCCUUUUCCUAGUUAUGAUACCCUGGAAUCUAACAUUACAGGUCUUAUCUGGAUUUCCUAUAAUAUUUUCCUGUGAAAAGUCUGGAUUUUGUAACAAAUGCAAUCUCAUUCAUCUGUGAUGCUAUCAUUAAGACCUCAAUUUUCUGUUUUCCCAAAAUAGUUGCUUAAUUGCUGAAAGUUCCCAUUUUGUUAACAGAAAAGAAGGUUGAUGAGACUCCCAAGAAGAACGUCUGUUCGUGUUCCAUCUUGUGAGGGUGGAAGUUUGUUUCAGCCUUAUCUUAUGGACUUCUAGGGAGUUCACUCGCACCAUCGGAUUGUGAAGUCGGAAAAACACAAUAAUUUGUAAACAGUACAAUACUCAUUAUUCACUGUGUAACAGUUGUUUGUCAUGUAUGCGUGUCUCUAUAAAAAUUUGCUGCUUGUACAUGUGUAGGUGUAGAACUUUUACAUACUAUGAGAAUACGACAUCUUUGGGCUCGAUCUUCCAAUACUAUCUGGAAUUCUUGUGAAUGCAAGUCCUUAAAUUGUAUCUCUAUUGUACCACGAACGAGCUUUGUACUCAAUUUUAUUAGCUAAGUUCCUUUUCAUCUCCA
Molecule: messenger RNA, 2206 nt
Organism: Salvia miltiorrhiza (redroot sage)
Lineage: Eukaryota; Viridiplantae; Streptophyta; Magnoliopsida; Lamiales; Lamiaceae
Product: membrane-anchored ubiquitin-fold protein 3
Exons: 2
Coding region: 329-745 (138 amino acids)
Molecular function (GO): protein binding
Source: RefSeq, a predicted model, not a curated record